This is a messenger RNA of Hyalella azteca, 2422 nucleotides long. RefSeq names its product gamma-butyrobetaine dioxygenase. The record is from RefSeq and is a predicted model, not a curated record. NCBI's taxonomy places the organism in Eukaryota, Metazoa, Arthropoda, Malacostraca, Amphipoda, Hyalellidae. Gene Ontology annotation, cellular component: mitochondrion. The transcript is spliced from 8 exons. Gene Ontology annotation, molecular function: oxidoreductase activity. Bases 287 to 1777 code for a protein of 496 amino acids. Gene Ontology annotation, biological process: carnitine biosynthetic process.
UUGCUUACUAAUCGUUGGCACAUCUACUUAUUGCUGCGAUAGCGAGGAAAUAUCAUCCUGAAUCUUUCCACACGCACCCCAAAACAAGCACUUUAAUCAAAUUUCAUGAACAAAUUCCAUAAAACUUACCCAGACGUUCUUUAUUAAUGACAAGAAACUAAUAUAUUUCGUGUGAGUUCUAUCUUUAACAGGCAAAAAGAAUACGGCAAAGAAACGGGCAAAAAAUAUUGUUAAAAUUUGUAUUCAGCUUGACCAAUAAGACCAAUAGGAUUCACAUCCCUACAUAAUGAUUCCGGCACUUCGCAACAUUCCCAAGUCAUAUUCAAAGGCAGCGGCUUCAUUGCUGCAGCCGAUUUACGGCCGGCAGACCGGCGGCCCCCAGCUCCCCAUGUGCGGGCCAAAUCUCCAAUCAUCGUUUGCAAUCAGUCAAGGCACUGACAAGUGUAAAACCUGCACUCAGACAUGUACUUCGGGUAUACGUACCAUCACUACUAACCAGACUGACGAAAAACCAGCCCUCGCUCAAGUUGAAAGCAUCGAAAAAUCCCAAAUGGAACACUUCAACUUGGACACGGAAUCUUUGAAAAAGCUUAAUCCAAGCGUUUCUGAAACUAUCACAGUUCACCCGAUAUCGGCAGUCGACAUUGACGGGACUAAAAUAAAGUUAACUCUAACCAAUGGUGAAACACUAAGGUAUCCGACUGUGUGGCUACGCGACAACUGCCAGUGCUCCAAUUGCUUCAACCCUCUUGCACUUGGACGUUCGUUUUUGAUGCAAAAUUUGCUUUCGGCUCCCGAAGCUGAUGAUGCCAGGCUAAGCGACGCCGGAGACGUGGAGAUCAGAUGGAAGGAUGGACACGAGAGCGUCUUCAAAGCCGAGUGGCUGCAGAGAAGAGCCUUUACUGAACAGGCCAGGCAGAAAUACAGAAGCAGGUUCUCCUUGCCAAAGAAACAAUGGUCCCACGGCCACAAGGUAGCUGAGUUCGACUACCCCAGCCUUAUGGAAGACGACGCUGCGCUGCUGCGGUGGCUCGUCGUGCUGGAGACCUGGGGCGCUACCCUCCUGAAGCAAACGCCCUCGCAGCCCUCAGCGGCAUACGACCUCUGCGAGAGAGUUGCUAAAGUUAAAUACACGCAUUAUGGGAUCUACUCGAGUGUGGUGAACCACCCACAGGCCAAUAACCUGGCAUACACCAACCAGACUCUGAACUUGCACAACGACAUGCCUCAGUACCAGGAGAUACCAGGGCUGAUAUUCCUGCACAUGGUGAAGCAGCACAGAGGCGAGGGAGGUGACACGAUCAUCAGUGAUGGGCUGAGGGCAGCAGAGUACAUGAGGGAACAUUACCCUCAACAAUUCGAGACGCUCGUAACCACUGACGUUUAUUUCUGGGACAAAGGCGAGGGAAAGGACCAGAUGGAGAUGAACCAGUUCUAUAAAAUCAACAAGGGACCGACCAUACAGCUGAAUAAUUCCGGUGAAGUGAGCACCAUCCGCUUCAAUAACCAAGUCCGGGACUCGCACCUGGAUCUACCUGACGAUAAAGUAGAGGAUUUCUACCACGCCCUCCAGAUCUACUUCAGGCUCAUGUACGACAACAGCGUCUCGUUCAAGAUGCAAGAUGGAGACAUGACGGUGCUGGACAACGUACGAUGUCAGCACGCCCGGCAGAGCUUCGAAGGCGACCUGACUGCGCGGCAUCUGGUGACGACUUUCAUGAGCUGGGACGAGGCUCUGUGUCGCCGCCGUCGCCUUCAGGAGCAAUUCAAACUGUAAACAUGUAACUGCAGCAGCAAUUUAUUGUAAGCAUGUCACUGCAUGACUAAUGCCAACUAUGAACAUGUAACUGCAGCAGCUAUUUAAUGUGAACAUGUCACUGCAUGACUAAUGCCAACUAUGAACAUGUAACUGCGGCAGCUAUUUAAUGUGAACAUGUCACUGCAUGACUAAUGCCAACUAUGAACAUGUAACUGCGGCAGUAAUUUAAUGUAAACAUGUAACUGCAGGUCCAAUGCAAACUAUGAACAUGUAACAGCAGCAGCUAUUCAAACUGUGAACAUGUAACUGAAUACCUAAGUUCUUACCCAAUCGCCUGCAGGAGAAAUUUUAAAUAAAGACAUGUAACAAUACGUACCAAUGUUUUUAUGGUAAUGCAUGAGUGAUUAAGGCUGUGAGAUUCUUUCUCACAGAGAUUGAGAUUAAGGCUGAUUCUUUCUAGCGCAUCACAUAUAAGAAGGGUUAUUAAUCCAUGAUUAGCGACUUUUUAAUUAAUGCAGAUCCUUUGGUUUAAUUUAUGUGUUUCUUCGUUGGUCAUGUUUCUUAUUGAGAUUUUAACAUGCAGAAACAAAUAAUGUUCUGAAGCAUACGAACCAAAAAUAAAUUCAUUCAUUUGAUAAUCAUUUGUAAUCAUGAAAUAUAAAA